Molecule: messenger RNA, 881 nt
Organism: Phodopus roborovskii (desert hamster)
Lineage: Eukaryota; Metazoa; Chordata; Mammalia; Rodentia; Cricetidae
Gene: Clrn1
Product: clarin 1
Exons: 3
Coding region: 85-783 (232 amino acids)
Biological process (GO): sensory perception of sound; equilibrioception
Source: RefSeq, a predicted model, not a curated record
AAUGCCACUGAAGGGGCAGUUCCUUCUUGAUGCUCACACAGGACUUGGUUUUGACCCGCAUCCUCACCAAAGCCAUUUCUCAUCAUGCCAAACCAGCAGAAGAAAAUCAUCUUUUGCAUGGCUGGUGUGUUGAGCUUCCUCUGUGCUCUUGGAGUUGUAGCAGCAGUGGGGACACCACUGUGGAUUAAAACCACCAUCCUCUGCAAAACAGGGGCUCUGCUUGUCAAUGCCUCAGGGGAGGAGCUGAGCAAGUUCAUGGGAGAGAUGCAAUAUGGGCUUUUCCACGGAGAAGGCAUAAGGCAAUGUGGGCUAGGAGCAAGGCCUUUCCGGUUCUCAUUCUUCCCAGAUUUGCUCCAAGCCAUCCCUGUAAGCAUCCAUGUCAAUACCAUCCUAUUCUCCAUGAUUCUUGUCGUCUUAACCAUGGUGGGGACAGCCUUCUUCAUGUACAAUGCUUUUGGCAAGCCCUUUGAAGCUCUACAUGGCCCACUAGGGCUAUAUCUCAUGAGCUUCAUUUCAGGCUCCUGUGGCUGUCUUGUCAUGAUAUUGUUUGCCUCUGAAGUGAAAAUUCACCACCUCUCAGAGAAAAUUGCAAAUUUUAAAGAAGGGACCUAUGCCUACAAGACGCAAAAUGAAAACUACAGCACCUCAUUCUGGGUUGUUUUCAUUUGCUUUUUUGUUCAUUUUUUGAAUGGGAUCCUGAUACGACUUGCUGGGUUUCAGUUCCCUUUUGCAAACUCUAAAGAUACAGAGACUACUAAUGUGGCUGCAGACUUAAUGUACUGAAAAGCAAAUAUCUCCGUAAUUUCUCAAUAAGGGAAUCCAUGUGCUUUGGCCACAUUUAGAUAUGGUUAAUUUCAUCAGUAUGUUUAGACUUCUUAAGC